AUGGCGCAAUAUUUCUUCGAUCUCUUAUACAACUUCACGGAUUGCAUGUGUUGCUUUCCUAGCUCUCCACAGCUUAAGAUCAACAAUCGGAGUUUCAAGCUCAUGCGGCUGCUUGGCGAGGGCGGAUUUUCCUACGUCUACCUCGUCCAGGAUAAAGCCACUUCCGAAUUGUUUGCGCUGAAAAAGAUUCGCUGUCCAUUCGGCCAGGAAUCCGUAUCGCAAGCUCUGAAGGAAGUGGAGGCCUACAACCUAUUCAACUCCCAAUCGAACAUCAUCCACUCGAUCGACCACUGCGUCUCCACAGAAUCCGGCUCCAAGUUCCGAUCGGACGGCGGCGAUCCAGGGUCCAAAACUGUCUACAUCUUGCUCCCAUACUACCAGCGCGGCAACCUGCAAGAUGCCAUCAAUGCCAACCUGGUCAACCACACCAAAUUCCCCGAGAAGCGGCUGAUGGCGUUGAUACUUGGUGUCGCGGACGCACUUCGCGCGAUGCACCAGUACCGCGUGAAGAGUGGAGCUUCAUCUACCCGCAAGGCUAAGGGUGUGAGGAGAGAAGGGGAGGAGGCAGAUGCCGAACGGACGAUGCAGAUGAAGCCAAAACGGCGGGCGAGUCAUCGCGCUGACGACGAGGAUGAGGAGAAUGAACCUCUCAUGGACGAUGAGGUUACUCGCAGUCAGGAGGGUGUGGAAGAUGGGGACCUGCGUCCCUAUGCGCACCGAGAUGUGAAGCCUGGAAACAUCAUGAUCGCAGACAAUGGUCAAACCCCUAUUUUGAUGGAUCUCGGCUCAUUGGCGCCCAGCCCUAUCGCUAUUACCUCUCGCUCGCUCGCGCUGGCAGUCCAAGAUACCGCGGCUGAACACUCAACGAUGCCAUACCGUGCACCUGAGCUCUUCGACGUGAAGACCGGCUCUAUCAUCGACACUAAGGUCGAUGUCUGGUCGCUAGGUUGUACCUUGUACGCCUGUUUGGUCGGAAAGAGUCCCUUCGAGGCACGUAGCGAAGAGACAGGCGGUAGUUUGAGUAUGUGUGUUCUCGGUGGUGAUUGGCGCUUCCCCGAUGAGAAGUCCGGCGCUUCAAAGGGGAAGGCCAAGUCCGGCGAAGGCGAGGCAUCCAAGAAUGAUGACCCGGCGAUCAGCGAGGCUGUCAAGGAUGUGGUUCGCAAGUGUCUCACCGUCGAACCUUCCGAACGACCCGACAUUGAUGAGCUGAUCGAUCUCAUGAAGGGCGUGAUUGCGCAAAUGCCCGAGGACGACGUCGCAGUCAUUUUAGCGGGUCUCAAGAGAGGUGACCUAGCCGCCGCCACUGCUGAUGCCCUCGCUGCAGCGCAAGCCUCCACCAUCAUAUGCACCGGCCACUGCCAACCCGAGCUUCAGCCAGUCAUUGACCACAUCAAUCGCAAGUUCAAGAAUGCCAAUAUGAUCUUUGUCACCGCGGACUCGAGCAGUCUGGCCUCGAUGCGCGAAGCCGGCCAUGUAAUCAAGAGAAUAGGCCUUCCCAUAGAUGGAUUCAUAGGCUUCCCAUCCGUCAUGGCUGUGCCAUGGGAGAUGACGGCGGAUGGGCACGAGUCGCACUUUCAGAAGAACUAUCUGUCCUAUUUCUUGCUCGUGAAUGUGAUUCUCGAUCUCAUGGUGCCGAAGUCCAGAAUUGUCCUGGUCACGUCUAGUAUGCGAGUCGAAGCGCCGGCACCGACGUGGAGGGAUAUUCGGUUUUCGAAUGGAGAAGAUUAUCACUGUCUCGAUGGAUAUGCACAAUCCAUGCAGGCGAUCAUUCUAUUCAUCAAGUCUCUCGCGAAGAAGUAUGAAAGCCGCUCGAUCACUGCUUUUUCAGCCAACCCGGGAAGUAAGUAUUACUCUGUAUCAGUCAACAGUGCUGACUUUGAUAGAUACCAAGACCAAUGUGCGGACGUAUGUUACGACAGAGCAGAUAGAGACAUGGCUGCAGCGGAAGGCGAUAAGUAA
Penicillium olsonii is the source of this 1959-nucleotide messenger RNA. Lineage: Eukaryota; Fungi; Ascomycota; Eurotiomycetes; Eurotiales; Aspergillaceae. The record is from the annotation of a GenBank genome assembly.